CAACUUUCACGAUCAUUACAAAAUAAUAAAAUAAUAGUUGGUCAACUUCUAUAUUAAUUUCUAUAAUAUUUCACCUCGAUUAAGUUAAUAAUAAAUACACAUGAUCAAGUUGAAUAAUUGUAAGUUGUAUGUAUACAUAUUCUCUCCUCAACCUUUCUCAUUGCAGAAGACAAACCAGAAAGAAAAGAAAAACAGAUCACACCGAAGGCUUUCUCAUGGAGGAAACAAAACCAAAGACCGUUGAAGAUGUUGAGACCGUUGAUGUUUAUACAGCUAAAGGCUUUCUUAGUACUGGUCACCGAUAUCUCGACGUAAGGACAAAUGAAGAAUUUGCCAAGAGUCAUGUUGAGGAGGCUUUGAACAUUCCUUAUAUGUUCAAAACAGAUGAAGGUAGGGUUAUAAAUCCUGAUUUCCUUUCUCAAGUGGCAUCGGUUUGCAAGAAAGAUGAACAUUUGAUCGUGGCUUGUAACGCUGGAGGAAGAGGAAGUCGUGCUUGCGUUGAUCUUCUUAACGAGGGGUACGACCAUGUGGCUAACAUGGGGGGAGGCUACUCGGCUUGGGUUGACGCUGGAUUCGCCGGGGACAAACCCCCGGAAGACCUCAAGAUUGCUUGCAAGUUCAGGCCAAAGGAAAACUAAAUCGGCACUUGAAACUUGAAAGUGAUGUUGUGACGUUGCAAUGAAAUUGAUGUUGUGAGAGGUUUCCUUUCUAAUAAUAAGGACACGAGCUCGACGAGUGUCUUAACUAUAUGGGCUGUUAAUUAUUUAUACUUUUGGGCUUUCUUCGGCCUAAACAUUAUAUCAUAUGCGUUUAUGUAUGGACUUCGGCCAUUUAAUUUCACAAGGUAUUAUUCAAAUAACUAUGAAAAAUAACAAUAUAUAUACACAUAAA
Arabidopsis thaliana (thale cress) is the source of this 891-nucleotide messenger RNA. RefSeq names its product Rhodanese/Cell cycle control phosphatase superfamily protein. Gene Ontology annotation, molecular function: arsenate reductase (glutaredoxin) activity; catalytic activity. The transcript is spliced from 6 exons. The record is from RefSeq and is marked reviewed. The coding region runs from base 129 to 638 and encodes 169 amino acids. NCBI's taxonomy places the organism in Eukaryota, Viridiplantae, Streptophyta, Magnoliopsida, Brassicales, Brassicaceae. Gene Ontology annotation, cellular component: mitochondrion.